GUGAACCUGGCCUUCAUGAACGUGUAUUGAUUGGGAGGGCUAGGCAAAGUCCUGUUACCAUGGAGACAAACGGAUUGAGAGUAGACUUUGCCCGCACAAAUCAUAGAAGGAAGCAAACUGGUGCCAGGCUAAAAGGUUUGUUGAGAGAGCCAAUAUGAGCAGUGGGCAGCCACCCCCUCAAUACUCCUCCAACUACUAUUAUCCCCCGCAACACCCUAAUGAAAUGCAGGGCAAAGUUGGGGAGGCACCUGUUGGCAUGAUGCCCCCAGUUGAUGAGAGGAUCGAUAUGGGGAUUCCAGACAGCGCUCCCCCGGAGUACAACCUGGGCUUUGAUAAUGUUAACUGCUUUUCAGAUGCUGUCAUAAGGAGAGGUUUUAUUAAAAAGGUGUACCUGACGCUUACGGUUCAAUUAUUAAUAACAGUUGGAAUUAUCUGUGCUUUUAUUUAUUGGGUGACACUCAGAGACUGGGUGAGAAACACAAGCUGGUUUCCAUACACUAUGCUGGCUGCAACAUUCGUUCUUAUCAUUGUGCUUGCCUGUUGUGGUGACAUACGUCGGAAGGUUCCCUUGAAUUUCCUCUUCCUAGGAUUAUUUACGAUUGUAGAGGGUUUGCUUCUUGGAUCAAUAACAGUGUUCUAUUCAGCAGAAGCAGUGCUUUGGGCAGCGGGUGCCACUGCUUUAGUGUCGCUUGCAAUGAGUUUGUUUGCAUUACAGUCUAAAUGGGACUUCACAGCCGCUUAUGGAACUAUGUGGGCAAUAUGCUGGACACUGUUUUCUUUUGGAUUGCUUUGUGCAAUCUUGAGAUCGCAGUAUCUGUACAUCACUUACGCAUCGCUGGGAACAUUGGUCUUCUCUGUGUACCUAGUAAUGGACACACAGCUCAUACUGGGUGGAAAGCACAAAUACAGCAUCAGUCCAGAAGAAUACAUUUUUGCUGCACUCAACUUGUACCUUGACAUUGUGUCAAUUUUUCUCUUGUUACUUCAACUCAUUGGAAUUUGCCGUUGAUGUGAUUUAUGUCUGUAGGUUUGAAUGAUCAUGGUAUACCCCAUUGUGGCGGUAAUGUUGCACUGUUUUUCAUGAAGUCUCAUGGACUCCUACUCCUGUACGUUGUAAGUUAAAUACAUUAAAGAGUACUAUCCUCUAUUUUA
Triplophysa dalaica is the source of this 1152-nucleotide messenger RNA. RefSeq lists its product as uncharacterized. Gene Ontology annotation, cellular component: membrane. The coding region runs from base 155 to 1009 and encodes 284 amino acids. The transcript has 10 exons. NCBI's taxonomy places the organism in Eukaryota, Metazoa, Chordata, Actinopteri, Cypriniformes, Nemacheilidae. The record is from RefSeq and is a predicted model, not a curated record.